Molecule: messenger RNA, 596 nt
Organism: Bactrocera dorsalis (oriental fruit fly)
Lineage: Eukaryota; Metazoa; Arthropoda; Insecta; Diptera; Tephritidae
Exons: 2
Coding region: 103-552 (149 amino acids)
Source: RefSeq, a predicted model, not a curated record
UUGUUACUCUUCAUGCAUUUUUUGUGAUGCCCAGGGUAUAAAACACCGUAGCAUUGCAUUAGCUCAUUAAUCGCAAUUCAGUAUUCAGCGAGAAUUGUUGCAAUGAAGCUUUUGCUUGUUUUCUGUGUUGUGGCCACAAUCAUGGUUGUCCAGUGUUAUGCUGGGGAACCUGAAGGGCCGGAAAGGCAGAAGCGUUCACCCGAACCAGUUGAUAGCAACGGAGCGCCUGGUGAGCCUGGUAAAAAUGGCGGAGGAGGUGGAGGCGGUGGUGGCGGUGGCGACAAUGGAGGUGGUGGUGGCAAUGGUGGCAACGGUGGUGGUGGUGGCGACAAUGGAGGUGGUGGUGGUAAUGGUGGCAACGGUGGUGGUGGUGGUGGAAAUGGAGGUGGUGGCGGCAACGGUGGCGGUGGUGGCAACGGUGGCGGUGGUGGCAAUGGUGGCGGUGGUGGAAAUGGAGGUGGUGGUGAUGGCGGCAAAGGGGGCAAAGGUGGUGACGAUGGUGCACCGGGUGCACCUGGUGCCCCCGGUGCGCCCGGAGCUCCCGGUCAUUAAUUUUGUUUAUGAAAAUAAAGUUUUGUUUUGUUUAUAAGUCGGCA